AUGGCGACAGACGACCACUCGCGCAUCGAGCUCUAUGAAUCGGGGUUGACGGUCCCUUCGGAUUCCGAGAACUACUCAGCCAACAAUGAGCUAUCUUCGUCGACCUCAAGCUCGCCCCUGAUUCUCUACAAGCCCCCGACGUUCUGGAGCCUCCUGCGAGGUGCAGCGAUCAACCUGGUCCUGCCCUUUGUGAACGGAUUGAUGUUGGGAUUUGGUGAACUUUUUGCACACGAGGCAGCCUUCAGACUAGGCUGGUCCAAUACCAAGAUUUGCGAAGCCCCGGGUCGUCCCAUCACUCCAGAUGCGGAGUGGAACCGUCCCGUCAAAACUCGUUUCCUUGCCAGAUCCAUCUACUAUACACUGAGUCAUGUGAUGACUAUCCGACCGCCCGGCAGAAAAAAAGAGCGUCUUUCGGAGUUCCGAAGUCUUCGUCUCCUUCCAGCUGUGCAACUCUCACUCUCUCCACGAAUCUUGACAAUGCUGGGAGGGUCUGGACUUCAAGGGCGUGGCGUGGUGCCCGCCAUUGCGCGGCAGCGAUUGACUACUUUCUCGCGCUCCAGUCGUUCGAUGUCUUCAUUCCGCCCCCAGACUUCGGGCUUUCCUGCUCGGUAUGGGAGACUGAACCAGUCUCUAGCAGGACAGCGCUCCUGGCGACCUGCUUCCGCUAUGUCCACGAUCUCCAGCGCGCGGUUCAACUCGUCCUCGUCCGCCUCCAACACAGACGCCCCGGUAAAUGCGUCGGACCUCUCCGAUCUUUCCGUCGACCAAAUCAAUUCGAUUCCCGAGAAAAUUGGAUAUCUGAAAGACAUCGGUCUCGACUACGGCUGGGGUCCGUCGAGUCUGAUGGAGUACGUCAUUGAGCACUUCCACGUCUGGAGCGGUCUCCCGUGGUGGGCCAGUAUCAUCGGCACCGGUCUCCUGGUCAGGCUGGCGCUGCUUAAGCCGAUGCUUGGAGCCGCGGAUACUUCGACGCGAUUGAACAAUAUCAAGCCGGUUCUGAACCCGAUCCGAACCCAGAUGACCCAGGCCAUGAGAGAUGGGAACACCGCACGCGCGCAGGAGCUCAAGAUGGAAAUGAGCAGGAUUCAGGAACUGCAUGGUGUCAAGGCCUACAAGUCUUUUAUUCCGUUGUUACAGGUCCCGCUUGGAUUCGGAAUGUACCGUGUCGUUAAGGGAAUGACCUCCUUGCCGGUACCCGAAUUGCUUAACGAAUCCGUUGGUUGGAUCCAGGAUCUGACCGUUGCCGAUCCGCUUUACAUUCUCCCGGCAUGUUCGGGUCUUUUCUUGUAUAUGGCACUGAAGAGAGGAGGAGAAUCCGGUACCAACCAAUUCAUGGACUCGGCCGUCGGAAAGGCCGUUCUCCACGGUCUGCCUGCUAUUUCUUUCGCCUUCCUGGCUUUCUUCCCUAGUGCGCUCCAGCUCUACUUCGCCGCAACCGGUCUGUUUGGUUUGGGCCAGGCCUACCUACUAAGCUCUCCGGCUUUCCGAAAGGCUGCCGGGGUCGCCCAGGCCCAGCCGGUCAUGACCCCCGAGGAAGCCGCAUCGCAGCAACGGAAGGCCAUUCGGCUACUCGCUGAUCAACUCGAAGCCAGUACCAAGGCUGCCAAACAAGCAACGCCUGAUGUGGAGCCUAGCGUCAUCGAUCGUGUCAUCGGGUCGCCCACGUCGUACUGGAAGAACUUCCGCAAGGAUAUCGAAGACAAGAUGAGUGACAUCAGCGGUAAAGGGCCGUCGACGAAUGCCGACGGGUCCCCUGCGGAAGCUCCGCGACUCAGCGAGAAGGACCGUCAACUGGCGGCCGACUACGAAAAGCGACGUCAGGAGGAAGAGGCAUGGAAGCGGGACGAGCGAAACCACGCCCGCCGGGAGGCCCAUAUGAGGGCCCUGGAGGCUCAGAAGGAGAGGGCCCGCGCGUCAUUCAAGAACGCAUCCACCAAGCAGCGGUGA
Messenger RNA from Aspergillus affinis, 1947 nucleotides. RefSeq lists its product as uncharacterized. Gene Ontology annotation, biological process: mitochondrial respiratory chain complex IV assembly; protein insertion into mitochondrial inner membrane from matrix. Gene Ontology annotation, cellular component: mitochondrial outer membrane; mitochondrial inner membrane. The transcript has 5 exons. NCBI's taxonomy places the organism in Eukaryota, Fungi, Ascomycota, Eurotiomycetes, Eurotiales, Aspergillaceae. Gene Ontology annotation, molecular function: membrane insertase activity. Bases 1 to 1947 code for a protein of 648 amino acids. The record is from RefSeq and is a predicted model, not a curated record.